CGUGCGUCAUAUUGUGUCAUUAGCGCGUGAGUUUUGGCAAGACGCUUGAGUUAUUCUCCGUAGUCCAUCAGUUCCAAUCUACGCGUUUUUUUUUCCGUGUUUGUGUUUGUUUGGACUGGAAUCUGAAAGCACCACAUGAAAGACGGGAUUUGUUUAAGUGCUGUAGAGGAAGAAAGCAAGGCAAACAGCAAAAUAACACUGUAAAAUGGAUUCUAAAACGUCGCUGUUGGAUGACAACCUGUAUGAACUUCGAAACGAACGCAUUACCAUUAACGUUGGAGGGUUCCGAAACAAUACCUUUCUCGAGACUUUGAGAGCCAUUCCAGACACAAGACUCUCCUGGAUGGCUGAGAAUCAUCCGAAUUGUCCAGAAUAUGACCAAGUUCUGGGCGAGUAUUUUUUCGACCGACAUCCGAGGGUAUUCUCUGAGGUUUUGAAUUACUAUCGUACUGGAAAACUGCACUGUCCCGUCGAUAUAUGUUCGAAGCUUUUCCAAGAGGAGUUGUCUUAUUGGGGGAUAAAUGACCGUGAUAUGGAACCAUGUUGUUGGGUUCACUAUAAACGACAAAUAACCACAGAGGAAACCCUUAAAUCAUUCCAUUUAGAUAAUGCAAGAAAGGUCGAUAGAAGGGAAAGAUGGAGGGCUCGGAGACGAAGCAAUGCGUUGAAGGAAUUUCUCGGCUCGGAAACUCAUUUGAAGAGAGGACUACGUGAAAGAUGGAACAAACUUCAACCCGCUGUUUGGUCGUUCCUCGACGAUCCGCACUCUUCCAGAGCUUCGUGGAUAUUCAUUCUUAUCUGUUGCCUACUGAUCGUGGUCUCAGUAACUCAGUUCUGUCUCGGCACAGUGGCGUCAAUACGCGAAGACAAGUCAACCGUCAAGAUUCUCGAGUUGUUAGACACCAUUACCUCUAUCUGGUUUACUAUCGAGUUCGUGCUGAGGCUGGUAUUUUGUCCAAAAAUUUUUCUUUUCAUAAAGAACCCGAUGAAUUGGAUCGACUUUAUGGCCAUUCUACCUUUCUACUUCCGCAUGGUUCAUCUUGAGGGGACAAUAUCGUGGCUGAUCUUGAUGAGAACUUUAAGGAUAUUCAAAGUGUUUAGUCUUUCGUUCUCGUUCCAGAUCCUGUUUCGUUCUCUUAUUUCCAGCAAGAACGAGCUGUUCCUGGUAUUUGUCAGCUUACUGGUACCUAUAAUACUCUUCUCCAGUAUGAUAUACUUCGCCGAAAAAGACCAAAAUACUCAACAUUUUCAAAGCAUCCCAGAAUCCUUUUGGUGGGCAAUUAUCACGGUCACUACCGUCGGUUACGGUGACGUAUGUCCGAUUACCAAAUUAGGCAAAGUCAUAGGAGCCUUGUGUGCUAUUUGCGGCGUUGUCAUAGUAGCACUUCCGGUUUCUGUGAUUGGUAGUAACUUCUCUUAUUAUUAUAUUCAAGCGCGCACGCGCGUCCAGCAGCCAAGACGCGCCAAAACUCAAACGGCGGUCUCUCGGGUACCUGCCAACGUCAUGCAUCGGCACUUCCCGAGCAGGAGAAGCAUGAGUUACUCAGUGAAUGGUAGCGUCCACGGAAGAUCAAGUGUUGGAAGAAACAGAAAAAUAAACGGUGCUGCUAUUGUCCGCAAAAGACAGAGACAGAAAGCAGCUUCAGAAAAUUCAAACAAUUCGUUAGAGUUGACUGAAAUGAUAGAACAAGAAUCAGAAAUCUAAAAGUCAGUCAAAACGAAUUUUUCUUUGUGUAUGUGUGUGGUUUUGUAGCUCAAAGGAUUUA
Messenger RNA from Actinia tenebrosa (Australian red waratah sea anemone), 1766 nucleotides. Its product is annotated as potassium voltage-gated channel protein egl-36-like. Gene Ontology annotation, molecular function: protein binding; delayed rectifier potassium channel activity. NCBI's taxonomy places the organism in Eukaryota, Metazoa, Cnidaria, Anthozoa, Actiniaria, Actiniidae. The record is from RefSeq and is a predicted model, not a curated record. Gene Ontology annotation, cellular component: membrane; voltage-gated potassium channel complex. Gene Ontology annotation, biological process: protein homooligomerization; potassium ion transmembrane transport; action potential.